Telopea speciosissima is the source of this 1035-nucleotide messenger RNA. RefSeq names its product DAG protein, chloroplastic-like. Gene Ontology annotation, biological process: chloroplast RNA modification; cytidine to uridine editing. Lineage: Eukaryota; Viridiplantae; Streptophyta; Magnoliopsida; Proteales; Proteaceae. The transcript has 5 exons. Gene Ontology annotation, cellular component: chloroplast. The coding region runs from base 87 to 818 and encodes 243 amino acids. The record is from RefSeq and is a predicted model, not a curated record.
CCUUAUCUUCUCUGCAACUCUCCCUCUCUCUCUCUCUCUCUGUCAGUCACACUAGCUCUCCGUGCUAUUGCUUCUCGCCUUGUGUAAUGGCAACACUCAAUGCAUCUCUACUCCCCAAAAAUUUAAUCUCAUCGUCAUUUAUAUAUGCAGAAUCAAGCAUGAGGUCUUCUGCUCCAAUCUAUGCCUCCAUUUCUCGGGUUCCUCUCGUUUCUCCCUUUCGUUUAAAUUCCUUAUCUUACGUCUCAAGUCGUCCUUCCUCCAACUCCUCUGCCUCCUGGACACCCAUUCGAGCGGCUGUCGAUAGAGAUUAUACUUCAAGGAGGAGUAGUGGCAGCAACGAGCCUAGGGAGACUAUUUUGCUACCCGGUUGUGAUUACAAUCACUGGCUCAUAGUAAUGGAAUUUCCCAAGGAUCCCGCACCCACGAGAGAACAGAUGAUUGAAACUUAUCUUAAUACUCUCGCUACUGUAUUGGGAAGCAUGGAAGAAGCAAAGAAGAAUAUGUAUGCCUUUAGUACCACCACCUACACUGGAUUCCAAUGCACUGUAGAUGAAGAAACAUCUGAGAAGUUCAAGGGAUUGCCUGGAGUCCUUUGGGUGUUGCCAGAUUCUUACAUAGAUGUGAAGAAUAAGGACUAUGGAGGCGACAAAUAUAUUAAUGGAGAGAUAAUUCCCUGCAAAUACCCCACCUAUCAACCAAAGCAACGUGGUGGAUCGAAAUAUGAGAGCAGAAGGUAUGAAAGACGGAGGGCUGGUCCUCCCCCUGAGCGAACAAGACCCAGACAAGAGGCAACCCAGCCAGAGUCGGCUUCUGAAUGAGAUGACUGAUGUUUUGCUUACAAACUUUCAUGUCUACUAAUUUGUGCUAGAGAGGAUGUCAUGCAUAUAGUUAACCAGAGUUUACAGGAUGCUGUUUAAUUUUUAAUCAUGUUUGAUUGCUUGCUUAUUUGUACAUCUUGAAAGCUUCAGUUAAAUGUGAUCCAAAGAAAGAAAUCUAAUAUUUUGGGAAAUUAUAAUGUAUGGGGGAUGUUUGUAA